UUCACCGUGUUUUCCUUUCCUUCGACAAAAUCCUUGGACAGGCAGAGAGAAAAGCUCCCCGGACCACACCACACACAAUGGCGGAAGAAGGAAAAGCGGAUGUUCAGCUAUUUGAGCUGCUCGCCGAUCUUCUUUACCAGGUUGAAGCAUUAACAAAUCAAGAAGAAGUCGAAUUACGUGCUAAAAUUGAAAGCCUUGAUUUAGAGGUCAAAAAAAUCCCUCCAAAGUCUGCUCAGAAUCUUGGUGAGUUGGAAAUAGCCAGGGAGUUGGAUAAACUAUCAGAGAAGCUAGAUGAUGUGGAUGAGAUGAUAUCCUCAGCCAUGGCAGCAGACCCACAGGUGCAGACCCUGUUGAGUAGUACUGCAAAUGUAUGGAUGCCAGUUAUCACUGCUACUACCGAUGAACGCCGUAAUUUUUCAGCGUCAACCAGUGAUGAUUAUCCUGAGGCGAAAGGGAAGUGUUCCCACUGAUUUCCAUGCUUUGAUUCUCAUUAUCGUUGUAUGUUUUCCCUCUUGGAGAAAUGGAUCGUGUUCUUGUGUUUUCUUUGUGUCUCAAUGCAAUACAAGGCCCUGUUUAUUGUACUCCUUGUGUUUCUGUGUUCAUUCUCUCCCCUGCCUUUGUGAAAGUUGUGAGCGUUAUCCUGUAUUGUUUGAUUAUAGAAAGUACGAUGAGAUCAUGAUUAUCCCACGAGAUUGUAUACAUGUAUGACAAUCAACAUUAUGUUGAUUGAAUGGGAUUUGUGAAUCAUUUCAUACAUUGAAAGGUGAAUUUUUCCAAAA
This is a messenger RNA of Malania oleifera, 779 nucleotides long. RefSeq lists its product as uncharacterized. Bases 78 to 470 code for a protein of 130 amino acids. The record is from RefSeq and is a predicted model, not a curated record. Lineage: Eukaryota; Viridiplantae; Streptophyta; Magnoliopsida; Santalales; Ximeniaceae. The transcript is spliced from 3 exons.